AGACAUUGAAAUUGAAUUUUACUCAAGCAAUUGUGUAUUAUUUGUCGAAUUCAGUCCAACGAGGUUGGAAGUUGGGCUUCGAUACCUAAGGACUUAUUUAUGGCAAAGGUUUGGUUCAGAUGCAACAUCUUCACCAUUCCAAAUAUUAUUGCAAGACGUUACAACAACCGACAUCACUAAGCAAUUGGAUUCAAAACCAUUACUUGUAACUAACAUUAAUAAACAUAAAGAAGAAAAAGACAACGAUAAUAAUAACAAUAAACAACAUAACAAAAAUAAAAAUAGCAUUAUAAAACCAACAAAUCUUUUUUCACCUCCACCAUCCAAAUUGUUAUUAACAAAAAAAUGUGCAAAAAGAACUUUUGAUGAUGAUGAAACUUGUAAUAAAGGAACUUGCAGCUGUUCUGAGGAAAAUGAAAUAGGAAAAGAUAAUGCAGACAAAAGCUACGAUAACGACGAUGACAUCAUUGCUAAUAAUAGUUGUUCCAAUUAUAGCUAUAGUUCUACUGAAGAUGGUUGUGACGAUGAUGAUGAUUUUGUAGAUGAAGAUGGAUAUAUAGAAGAUGUCGAGGAUGACGAUGAAGAAGAGGAUGAUGACGAUGAAGAGGAUGAUGAUGAAGAGGAUGAUGAAGAGGAUGAGAAUGAUGAUGUUGAAGAGGAUGAAGAUGAAUAUGAUACUUUUAUAGAUCAAUCAAGAAGAAUAGACUCGACAGAUUCAGAGGAGGAGGAAAUCUUACCAAUAAUAGCUAAACCUGUCUCAAUAUUAACGCCUACAAAUAAUCCAAAUUCAAAAUAUUUACCAUCUAUGAUAAGAAAAACCAAAUCAUUACCUUACUCAAGACGUCUAAUUAUAUGGGAUAACAGUAAUAUUAACAAUUAUAAAAUUGACACAAAAAAUAUUUUAAAUUACUGCAAAGAUGAAGGAGAUGAUGCUUUAUUACUUUGGAAUCUUUCUAUUUGA
Messenger RNA from Entrophospora candida, 961 nucleotides. Lineage: Eukaryota; Fungi; Glomeromycota; Glomeromycetes; Entrophosporales; Entrophosporaceae. The record is from the annotation of a GenBank genome assembly.